CCCGCCGGCAUUAUUCCCUUCCUCCUCUUGUUUUUUCCUGCUACUUGUCCUACUAGCUAGCUCCUCCUCCUCCCCACCACCCUGAUCGAUGAUGCGCCAAGCAUGGUCCACCUCUCCCUCUCCAUGACUCCCUCCGGCCACGGCUAUAAAUAGCAGCCCUUCCCACACCUCCUCCUCCUCUCAUCAGCUCAGCACACAGCAGCAGCAUCUUCCCUAGCUAUAGGCUAUAUAGCGAGCUAGCUUAGCUUCCUUCCUCUCGAGCAAGCUCCAGAAAAGCUACGGAAUGGCGUCGAUGCAGUCGAUGACGAGCGCAGCGGCGCGCGCGCAGUGGACGCCGAAGCAGAACAAGCUGUUCGAGCAGGCGCUGGCCGUUUACGACAAGGACACGCCGGACCGGUGGCACAACAUCGCCCGCGCCGUCGGCGGCGGCAAGUCCGCCGAGGACGUCAGGCGCUACUACGACCUGCUGGAGGAGGACGUCGGCCACAUCGAGUCCGGCAAGGUGCCCUUCCCGGCCUACCGCUGCGCCACCGGCUACGGGGCCGCCUGACAUGCAGGCUGAAACAUCUGAAGAUCUCCGGAGAUGAUGAACAUAAUAGGACGAACGAUCGAUGAUCCAGAAGAUACAAACAUGUGUGUAUAUAGGAUUAAUGGGACAGCAUGCAUGCAAUGGUCCAAGCUGCAACUGCAAGUAGUGAUGUGAAAGCAAAAAUCAGAUUGGAUGCAUGCAUAUGCAUGUGUUAAUUAAUAAUAAUAAAUUUUAGUAUGGGGUGAGUACUAGACAGUCACGCGAGAUCGACCGACCCAUCUAUCUCCCAUGCAUGCAUGCAUGCAAGCUUGUGUUCUCUCUCCCUACUUGUCAACUUGUGUGUGUAUAUUAUGUACUAUUAUUGUAAUUAUAUAUAUGCUACUAUAAUCGCAUCUGUGUAGCAUACCAAUCAAAGAAGCCAGAACUUGAUACUA
Molecule: messenger RNA, 963 nt
Organism: Sorghum bicolor (sorghum)
Lineage: Eukaryota; Viridiplantae; Streptophyta; Magnoliopsida; Poales; Poaceae
Product: protein RADIALIS-like 3
Exons: 2
Coding region: 284-550 (88 amino acids)
Molecular function (GO): DNA-binding transcription factor activity
Source: RefSeq, a predicted model, not a curated record